GCUGUUCAGUUCUAGUUUCUGAAUGCGAAAAUAGUUUUCACUUUUACUAUUUGUAUCAUACAUAGCUUUAUGUAAUAUGUAAAUUAAUUAGAAGAGAAAUAGUAGCUGUGGUUGUUUUCGUUGUUUUUUCUUUUGGUUUUGUUUUGAGUCUCCUUUUUCUUCCUACAUAAAAAAAAUAUGGCUGAUAUAUUUGCACGAGUUUCAUUCUAUCCAUCACUGCUUUACAAUGUCAUCGUGGAAAAGACUACUUCCAAACAUUGGUUCGAUCGCGUCGAUGAGAACGUUAUUCUCGGGGCUUUACCCUUUCGCUCAAUGACUAACAAUCUUGUUAGAAAAGAAAACCUCAAAGCUGUAGUCGCUAUGAACGAGGAUUAUGAAUUGACUGUUUUUUCAAAUGAUGCACCCAAAUGGGCACGAUUAGGAAUUGAUUUUCUACAACUGGCCACAACUGAUUUCGAAUCACCUAGUCAAGAGAAAUUGUACCGAGGAGUCGAGUUCAUAAACAAAUUUCUAGCCAAAAACGAUAGAAUCCCAAACCUGAGCACAAGUUCACUGCCUGAGAAUUUCGGAACUGUUUAUGUACAUUGUAAAGCUGGACGAUCACGUAGCUCAACUCUUGUUGGAUGUUAUUUAAUGAUGAGGAAUAAUUGGACGCCAGAACAAGCUGUAGAUUUUAUGCAUGAAUUACGCCCCCAGAUUGCAAUACACAGAAAAAAUUGGGAAUCCCUUAGAGUUUUUUAUAAAAACCAUGUUCAAAACCAAUCUUGACAUUUUUUUAAAUUCAAAAAAUUCGUACAUUGUUUAUGUUUUUUGUACUUUGUGUUAAAUUAUUAUGUCUUUUUGUUUUCACAUUUAUUAAUGCAUAUUUGCAAUGCCAAACAUUUUAUUAUAUUGUUUAUGUUUUUUUUUGUAACUAUUUAAUUUUUUUCUGUACCUAUUUGUUUGUCCAAUAAAUUUGAAGUCGAGAAUGCCAAAUUUUUAAAACAUUUUACCAAACAUUAUAUUUUUAAUAAUUUUUAAUAAAAUUUUAUAUUUUCAUUGA
This is a messenger RNA of Eupeodes corollae, 1042 nucleotides long. RefSeq names its product phosphatidylglycerophosphatase and protein-tyrosine phosphatase 1-like. Lineage: Eukaryota; Metazoa; Arthropoda; Insecta; Diptera; Syrphidae. Gene Ontology annotation, biological process: protein dephosphorylation. The coding region runs from base 178 to 768 and encodes 196 amino acids. Gene Ontology annotation, molecular function: protein tyrosine/serine/threonine phosphatase activity; phosphatidylinositol-4,5-bisphosphate 5-phosphatase activity; phosphatidylglycerophosphatase activity. The record is from RefSeq and is a predicted model, not a curated record. The transcript has 4 exons.